Messenger RNA from Metarhizium acridum CQMa 102, 2289 nucleotides. Lineage: Eukaryota; Fungi; Ascomycota; Sordariomycetes; Hypocreales; Clavicipitaceae. The record is from RefSeq and is a predicted model, not a curated record.
AUGUCUAAGCAGCAGGCAGACAAAAUCCCCAAUGUGGUCCAGACGACUUCACAGGACAGGCACACGGGGGAUGCCGACUCACAAGAAAAUGACGGCACCACACAUGUCAAGGGCCAUCCGGUGAUUCGCAACGGAGCCGACGUGUCCAAGUAUCUCGUCUCGGAUCGCGACGAUGGUGAUGCGGCGCUCACCUUUCGCUCCAUACUCCUGGGCACGGCUUUCACAGCUCUGUCCAGCGUCAUCACCAUGCUCUACACCUUUAAGCCGACUCAGAUGCAGGUGUCAGCCGUCUUUCUACAGCGUAAGAUUGUCCACUUGACGUGUAUUCUGCUCCUGUCGCUAAAAGCCCGCAACAUAGUUCUGGUCUACAUUGCUGGCGAGGCGUGGGCACUGGCAACACCGCGGCCGGACCGGGUGAAAUGGAAAUGGCUUCGCCGUGUAUUUCGAUUUCUCAAUCUCGGACAGCCCUUUGGUAUCAAAGAACAUGUUGUGGCGUCUCUGAUUGCCUCUUCGGGGAACAACGGGCUUUCUGGUGUCGAGAUCUACGCCGUGGAAAGACUGUUUUACGACCGACCCGUGUCUGCCACGACAGCAGUACUGGGCACCUUUUCCAUCUCGCUCUGCGGCUUCGUUUUAGCCGGCGUCUUGCGACCGCUCAUCGUCUAUCCGGCCGAGAUGGUGUACUGGUCGACGCUGCCGCAGGUCGUGCUCUACCAAAACCUCCAUUUCGACCAGCGCGAGAACCGGUCUCGCUUGAUCAAGUUCGGCUGGGCUUUGGCCAUCGCUGCCGUGUGGGAGGUUUUCCCCGCCUACAUGGUGACGUGGUUUGGCGGCAUCUCCAUCUUCUGCCUGGCGUCCAUGAAUGCCCCCAGUGCAACUCGCCGCGUCUUCACAACCAUCUUUGGCGGCGCGUCUUCCAACAAGGGGCUCGGCUUGCUCAACUUUUCCCUCGACUGGCAGUACAUCCAGAGCGGGUAUCUAUCCCUGCCACUGAAGCAGCAGUUGAACUCGUGGAUUGGCUACGGGAUAUGGUACGCGGCGAUGCUUGGGCUCUAUUACAACAACGCCUGGGGCGCCAAAAGCUUCCCCUUCAUGUCGACGUCGCUUUUCAACGGCAACGGCACGAGAUUCAACACGACGUCUAUCCUCAACGGGCAGGGGACCAUUGACCCAGAGAAGCUUGACGGCGUGGGUCUUCCCCAUAUGACUGCGACCACGGUUUGGGGGUACUUCACGGCAAACUUGGCCAUCGGCGCCCUGAUUACCCACGUCUUGAUCUUCUAUGGCAAGGAUAUGGCUCUCGCGUGGAAGCAAGCACGCAGCAGGGCCCAGCCGGAUCCGCACUACCAAGCCAUGCUGAAGUACAAGGAGGUCCCCAUGUGGUGGUACGUGGCCCUCUUUGUGCUGUGUUUUGUCGCCGGGCUGGUUGUCAACAUCAAGGGAGAAACCACGCUGCCAGCAUGGGGAUACAUAGUGUCGCUUCUCGUCGGAGCAUUCAUCGCCCCGUUUUCCUGCGUUCUUUACGGCCUCUACGGUACCGGGAUUGGUACCAACCAGCUUUCCAAAAUGGUAGCUGGUGCCAUCCACCCGGGUCGACCGCUUGCCAACCUCUACUUUGCGAGUUGGUCUCACCAAGUCAUUCUGCUGGCUGUCAACCUGGCCAACUGGCUCAAGGUUGGCCAGUACACGAAAAUCCCCCACCGCAUCAUGUUUGGUACCCAGGUCUAUGGCACGUUGCUCGGAGCGGGAUUCAACUAUGCCGUCAUGACGACAAUUGUUACCAACCAGCGCGAUGUUCUUCUCGACCCCACGGGAACGAACAUCUGGAGCGGAUCGACAUACCAGAGCCUCAACUCUCAAGCAAUCACGUGGGCGCUCGCAAAGCAAAUGUACAGCGCCAGUGGUCGGUAUGUGCUCGUUCCUCUCGGCCUGCUUAUCGGUGCGGCCUUGCCAAUUCUGCAUUGGGCUCUGGGCAGGGCAUUUCCACGGAUUCGAGCCUGGCCGAUCAACACGGCCAUUGUUUCGUCAUUUGCUGGGCAGGUGUACUAUGGCAACACGUCCUGGAUUUGGUCAUCCAUCGCGGUCGGAGUCUUCUCGCAGCUAUGGCUUCGGAGGAAGCUGCCGAGGAUAUACAAUAAAUACAACUACCUUAUCGGAGCAGCAUUGGACGGUGGAUCUCAGAUUGUCAUUUUUGUCUUGUCCUUUGCCGUCUUUGGCGCGAGCGGACAAGAGCAUCCCUUUCCAACUUGGUGGGGAAAUCCGGCAGGCAGUCCUGACCAUUGCCUUUGA